CCGCGCCCUAAGCAUCCCGGUGGUGCUUGUGCCCGAUGAGAGUGGUCAUGCCGACCGAAACUGCCGGAGUUGGGGGGGUGUGUACUAGCCCCACUACUUCAAAAUCCAAACCCCUAAUUUUUGUUAGUCAAGAAAACAUAUAAUGAUCCAUAUAGAAGGAUAAGUAAAUAAUAAUAACAACAACAACAACGUGUGUGUAAUAUAUGUACAAAAUCGAAAAUGGUCUUUUGGGAUGUAUAUAACGUGUGUAUAUAUAAUUAUAACAAAUAGAAGUUAGAGCCCAUAUAGUCCGCAGAGCACAGACAGGCUGAUAAGAUGGCUACAAUUUCUACUUCUCCUUCUUCGACAUGUUUCAUCGGCUCAUCGUCAUCACUUCUUCCUGUUGCCUCCAAAGCCCAUGAUCUCAACCAGAGAGGCCUGUGGGUGCUUAACCGGAGCCACCGACAUCGCUCUAGCAGUGCCGGCGUCCAAUCCAGCAGGAACCACAGCUUCCGUCCAAAGGCCACGGCCUUGAGGAGCAGCGUGGAGGAGGCGGCACUGGCACGAGGAGUUCCGGCCUCGGUGCCUGUCCGUGUGGCGCACGAGCUCCUCCAGGCGGGUCACCGCUACUUAGAUGUCCGGACUCCGGAAGAGUUCAGCGCGGGGCAUGCCUCAGGAGCCAUUAACAUUCCUUACAUGUACAGAGUUGGAUCGGGUAUGACCAAGAAUGUGAGCUUCGUGAAGGAAGUAUCAGCCCGUUUCACGAAGGACGACGAGAUAAUUGUCGGGUGUCAGAGCGGGAAACGGUCUAUGCUGGCCGCGAAGGAUCUCCUAGCUGCAGGUUUCUACGGCAUAGUCGAUAUUGCAGGGGGAUAUGGUGCUUGGACACAAAGUGGACUUCCCACCGACUAAUGUAACAUGUCUGAUUGCCCUCAGUGUAUAUGUAAAUGAGGGUCGAUAUAGCUGAGGAUACGAUUCAGGAGUCGAACUGUGUGACGUUCCUGAUAAAUUUUAAUAAUGUUGAGGUGAAGGAACAGGCCACUGGUUGAAUGAAUGUUGUGACAAACUGUACAUAAUCCACCUCUUUAUAAAUGACACAAUAAGCGGAGUUAAGAUCA
Punica granatum (pomegranate) is the source of this 1097-nucleotide messenger RNA. Lineage: Eukaryota; Viridiplantae; Streptophyta; Magnoliopsida; Myrtales; Lythraceae. The record is from RefSeq and is a predicted model, not a curated record.